Euleptes europaea (tarantolino) is the source of this 432-nucleotide messenger RNA. It is a transcript of the gene TRMT112, whose product is annotated as tRNA methyltransferase activator subunit 11-2. The coding region runs from base 17 to 394 and encodes 125 amino acids. The record is from RefSeq and is a predicted model, not a curated record. Gene Ontology annotation, biological process: rRNA (guanine-N7)-methylation; tRNA methylation; peptidyl-glutamine methylation. Lineage: Eukaryota; Metazoa; Chordata; Lepidosauria; Squamata; Sphaerodactylidae. Gene Ontology annotation, molecular function: protein heterodimerization activity. The transcript has 4 exons.
CCGGGAUCCCGAAAAGAUGAAGCUCUUAACGCACAAUAUGCUCACUUCACACGUGCGGGGCGUCCGGCCCGGUGGGGGUUUCCCCCUUCGUAUCGAGGCCACGGAGGUGAAGGUGAACAACGUGGAUUUCAACCAGCAGUUCACCGCGCGAAUGGUGCCCAAAGUGGAGUGGGGGGCCUUGGUGGAGGCAGCCGAGAGUUUGGGUCACCGGUCUGAUCUGCCCUCUGAGCCCAUCCCUGACUAUGAGAGUAACGAGGAUUUUCUUCGAAAAGUACAUCAUGUGCUGAUGGAGGUGGAAGUGGUUGAGGGCGUGCUGAAAUGUCCAGACACUGGCCGGGAGUUCCCCGUCACUAAAGGCAUACCCAACAUGUUGCUGAGCGAAGAGGAGACAUGAGGGAGUUCUUUCUUGCAAAGAAAGUUCAAGGGGGGUGG